This is a messenger RNA of Naegleria lovaniensis, 1203 nucleotides long. RefSeq lists its product as uncharacterized. Lineage: Eukaryota; Heterolobosea; Eutetramitea; Acrasida; Naegleriidae. The transcript is spliced from 4 exons. The coding region runs from base 1 to 1203 and encodes 400 amino acids. The record is from RefSeq and is a predicted model, not a curated record.
AUGUCGAAACGAUUAUUUCUCGAGCUUUCCGAUGAUAGUGAACUGAAAUUUCAAAAAGAGAAAAAAUCAAGUCGAAAGAAGAAAUGGCUGAUCAAUAGAGAAUUAGAAUAUCCUGAAUUUAUUCCUAUUGAAUUUAUGAACGAUCCCGAAUUUAUUUUGAAUCACGUUACAAAGUAUGGAUAUGGAUUAUCGGCGUAUGUGCCUAGGGAUGUACUGAAUGAUCAAGAAGUAAUACUAACAGCUCUUCAACAAGACGGCUUUGCAUUUGAAUACAUUUUUGAUGAUCUAAAAAAAGACAAAGACUUUGUAUUGAAAGCCGUCCAACGUAAUGGGAAAGUGCUAUGUUUUGUUGCACGAGAGCUUCGUAAAGAUAGACAAGUUGUUUUAGAAGCUGUGAAACAAAAUGGUGGAGCCUUAAAAUAUGCCGCAACAGAAUUGUUGGAAGAUCAGGAAAUUGUGUUGAAUGCUCAACACGGAUGCUUGUUACAAUUGGCGUCAAAAGAUCUCAAGAGUGACAGAGAAGUUGUGUUGACUGCUGUGAAAAAUUAUGGACUUGCCUUGCAAUAUGUAGAUGACGCUUUAAAGAAUGACAAAGAAUUGGCACUUUCUGCCAUCGAACAGGAUCCUUCAGCAUUUAUAUUUCUGUCUAAAAACUUACAAGAUAACAAACAAGUUGUACUGUGUGCAGUGAAGAAAGACCCAACUUUAUUACAACACGCUUCGCAAGCAAUGAGAGGAGACAAAGAAAUUGUGUUAAAAGCCGUAACACAACACGGUUGGCUACUUGAGCAUGCAUCUUAUGAAUUGAGAGAGGAUAAGGAAGUGGUGUUAGCGGCUGUAAAUUCAAGUGGGGUAGCAUUACUGUUUGCAUCAGAGGAAUUGCACACAGAUCGAGAUGUUGUACUGGCAGCCGUCAAACACAACACGAUUGAUCUUUCAGAUGACUUAUUCAACGACAAGGAAUUAUUAUUACAAGCUGCUCAACUCGGAUGUUACCGAGUGUUGUUUGGAGCCCCUGCCGAAAUUUGUGCUGACAAGGAUUUUGUGACACGUGUCGUUCAACGAAAUGGUAAUGCCUUAGAAUAUGCGAACGAGAGUUUUCGCUCCGACAAGCAAGUAGUGUUGAAUGCUGUGAGAAAUAAGGGACAAGCACUAUUAUAUGCCAGUGACGCAUUGCAAAAAGAUUCCGAAACUGUGUUUUAG